This is a messenger RNA of Cladocopium goreaui, 3277 nucleotides long. Lineage: Eukaryota; Dinophyceae; Suessiales; Symbiodiniaceae. The record is from the annotation of a GenBank genome assembly.
AUGGGCUCAUCGGGAUUGAUGAGCUCAGCGAUCCCUUCACCCUCAGAGAUGCCGGUCCCAACAGAGAUGCCCACGAGCCCGGCGGAAUCACCACAAGAUCCCACUGAGGCUGUUACUCGCGACACUCGCACCUUGGGAACCAAUGUGCCGACGGUGUCAGGAGAAUGGAGGGCUCGGACCGGACAACCACCGAUUCAGAAAGGGGAAGGGGAAAGAACCAAGCAGAGGAGGAAGCAACAGAAAUUCCACUGCCGCAAAGGUCGUCAGGCCCCCUGGUGUCCUCGGCUGUGGCUUCAUCUGCCCUGGCGAUGUCGCCUUCAGAGAUGCCGGUUCCCACGGAACUUCCCACCACCAGUCCAAUGGAAGAACCUGCGGUCGGGAGACCCGGUUGGGGAGUUGGAAGCUUGCUGUGGCGAAAUCAGGCAUAGCCGAUCCGACGAAGGAGGUGUGGCUGUGAAUGGCUAUGAUUUCUGGUUGGUGGCAAGCGGUGCCGUGGGCCCCAAGUGUGAGCACCUCUGUGUGCCCCCUCUGCUUGCUUGCACCGCCCAGCAGCGGCCCGCCAUGGCUUCCUGCGGUGUGCUCCUCCUUUGGGCGCUGCCCCGGCUAGUGGCUCUGCAUGGGCCUGCUCUGCGCUGCCCCUUGAUCCAAUGCUCCCUUCCAUCCGCUGGCGCCGGCGUCGGGCUUGCUGGGUGCCCCGCCGAGGCCGUGGAAGGUUCCGCCGGCGACUACGCCGCCGCACUGGCUUCAUCGGGAUCUGUGUGGGGGAGGCAUCAAAUCCAGGGCCUCCAGCCCCUGGCACCCCUGUCGGCGGCGAGCGGCAACCAAUGGUGGUUGAUGCCUCUGGGCCAGGCGCGUGAGCGAUCCCCGCCGGCAGCUCGCCGGACUGAGCGGGUUUUCUGCCCCGUUCCAGCGUGCCCCGCCGCUGCUUCGUCUGGCUGUGGCUGGACCUCCCACGCAGCCAUGCGACCGCGCACCUCGAAGAUCACGCCGCUGGCACUUUGGAAGGGGAAGUCCCACAGUCCUCCGGCAUGUCCCCAAAGCUGCGCGAGCCGCUUGGCCUUGGGCAAGUGGCAGGCAACAACACCUUGCAAGCUCCCCAAGGCGGUGCUCCACCCUGCUCCGCGUGGAGGACGCCGGCACCGCCUCCAGGCCGCGCAGUUCACCCAGCGGCGCUGUGCCAGAUGGCUGGCUGGUGAGCGCGAGGAACUUUGGGGAGACUUGCCCGGUCCUCGCCGUCGCCAGCCUCGGGACGAUGACGAAGAGGCAGCGCAGGCUGCCAGGCAGGCCGGAUGCUGUGCCUUGGCCGCUGAAGGGGAGCUCUCACGUGCCUGUGCUGCCCUGGAGUCUCCGCCACUCUUGGACAACACGACUGAUGUUGUUUCCAAGCUGCAAGCCAAACACCCCCGCGCCGCCCCUGCCCACCCGGCUCUAGGGCUGCCUGCCUUAGCUGCUGUGGCCGAGCUGGCGGUGGAGGACGUCAUCCAGGCCAUCCGCUCCUUCAGCCGUGGGAGUGCCGCGGGCCCCACUGGCCUUCGAGGUGACCACCUUCGCGAGGCCCUCGCUUCCCUUCAUGGAGACGAGAUGGCUGUCCAGCUUGCCGAUGUUGUGAAGCUGCUCGUCCGCGGAGAGGCGCUGGCCGAGAUUGCGCCCCACCUUGCUGGAGCUUCCUUACACGCAUUGCCGAAAGGGGUUGACGAUGUGCGACCCAUCGCGGUUGGGGAAGUUUUGCGGCGGCUGGACCCUCCAAGCUUGGUCCGCUUGACGGCGGGCGCACGCCAGGUCGGAUUGCAAGUCAACCCCGCCAAAUGCGAGCUUGUGGCGUGUGGAGGGGCCGCAGCCACUGUGGACAUGAGCCUCUUCCCACCCGACAUUCCCCUCAACCAAACCGGGACCUUCAGCCUUUUGGGGGCGCCCAUUGGAGACGGUCGUUUCUGCAACCAGUUCACAACAUCGGAGCGAGUUGCCAAAGCUUUGCCACUGCUAGACGCUUUGGCUGUCUUGCCGGAUGCCCAAACUGCCCUCUUGCUGCCUCGAAGUGGCUUGCAGCGGGCCCCUCACUGUGCGGAAGCGUGGCUCCAAGCAACACUCUCCACUCGGUGUGGUGGGCUCGGGCUCCGCAGCGUGGCCCGGCACAGUGUCGCCGGCUACGCUGCUUCUUUGUGGGCUACUGCGCCACUGUGCAAAGAUAUGGAUCCUGGCUACGACCCUGACUUCAAUGCUGCUCUCAACCUGGUGAACAUGGCCCUUCCGCCGGCCGACCACCUCCCGGUCCCAGCCCCGCAACCUGUCAGACAACAAGAGACCGUGUCGUGGCCCCUGCUCCUGGUCGGGAAGCCUUUCGGGCGCAUCUUCAGCUCUUGCAGCAAGAAGGCGCGGGGGCGUCGCUCCAUGCUCGCAAGCGCCGCCUUGGGGCUUCACGUGGUGACCCCGCUCUUUCGGACCAUGGUUCGCUUGCGGCUUCGCUUGCCGGUGUCUGAUUCUGACACCCCUUGCCCCCUCUGCGAUGGCACCUGUGACAGAUUUGGUGACCAUGCGCGCGUUUGUGGCCCAGAAGAUGGGGAGCAACCCUGUGGCGGUGGUCGCCGGCCAGCCGAUGUCUGGCUCCCCAACUGGCACCUACAUGGUCCAGCUGCGUUCGACAUUGCCGUCACUUCGGGCAUGAGACAGAGUGUUCUGACUGCAUCCGUGACAGAUGGCAGCAGCGCAUCUACGGACUAUGAAGCACGGAAAUGCCAGCAUCUAAGCCUAAGCACUUUGGAAGCCUGCACGAGUGAAGGGCUCCAGUUCGUCCCGCUCGUUGUUGAAGCGUGCAGUGGUGGCUGGGGGCCCAUCGCUUUGAAAACCUGGCGCUCCUUGGGUGAGGUGACCACCGAUGAACCUCCUCUGUUAGUGCCAGGUCUGCAGUCCUCAGCCUUUCUGGGUCCCGGCUCCUCUGCGGCCCCGGGGUCGCCCUCGGAGAUGCCGGUGCCAACAGAGAUGCCAACCAGUCCCGUGUUGGACCUGGGGGAUGACACCGUGCCGACAGCACCGACGCGAGUGGAACCCACAGUACUAGGUGGAGUUCCUCCAACGGCGGACGUGGAUGAUGUCCCCGUACUUCCCGGAAGUUCAGGUGUGGUAUCUUCAGUCGGAGCAUCCUCGCCUACGGAAGCUGAGAUCGCAGUGCCCACUGAGAAGCCCACGUCGCCCACAUCGCCCAUGGAUGAGCAUCCCCUCACGGAGGUGCCCCAUGUGCCAGAGGGACUGGGCCUUGCACCCGAGCCUUCAGCUGCGAUGA